GCCGCGAGUCUCGCGCUGUUUGGCGCUGGCCCCGGUGCCUUCCGCGGCUCGUUCCCGUCUCCCCCUCCUCACGCAGAGUUAAUAUGGUCACCGGCGAUGGACCCUGUCAGGCCAGAAUGCCCGUUCCAGUACUUAAUUGAAAGUUUAAAUGACAAUCCAGAAAAGAAAUUUUACAAUGUCCCUAAACUUGGAGGCACCAAGUAUGAUAAUUUGCCUUACACUGUACGGGUACUGUUGGAAGCUGCUGUCCGUAACUGUGAUGGCUUCUUUGUUAAAAAGGAAGAUGUUCUGAACAUUCUAGACUGGAAAACAAAACAGAACAAUGUUGAAGUGCCCUUCUGUCCUGCCAGGGUUCUCCUUCAAGAUUUUACUGGAAUUCCUGCAAUGGUGGAUUUUGCUGCCAUGAGGGAAGCAGUGAAAAUUCUUGGAGGAGAUCCUAUGAAAGUCUAUCCUGCAUGCCCAACUGAUCUCACUGUUGACCAUUCUUUGCAGAUUGACUUCAGUAAAUGUGCGAUACAGAAUGCUCCAAAUCCUGGAGGAGGUGACUUACAGAAACCAUUGGCAAAACUUUCACCACUGAAAGUGCAGCCUCGGAAGCUACCCUGCAGAGGCCAGACUGGCUGCAAAGGGCCGUGUAGUGCUGGAGAAUCGAGUCGUAACUCAGGACAGUUUUCUGCACAGAUUGAGAACACGCCCAUCCUCUGUCCUUUUCAUCUUCAACCAGUGCCUGAGCCUGAAACAGUGUUAAAAAACCAGGAGAUGGAAUUUGGUAGGAAUAGAGAGAGGCUUCAGUUUUUUAAGUGGAGUUCAAAGGUUUUUAGGAACGUUUCUGUAAUUCCACCUGGAACUGGAAUGGCACAUCAAGUGAACUUGGAAUAUUUGUCAAAAAUUGUUGUUCAGCAUAAAGACUUCCUAUAUCCAGACAGUGUAGUUGGCACAGAUUCUCACACAACUAUGGUAAAUGGCUUGGGGAUCCUGGGAUGGGGUGUUGGUGGUAUUGAAACAGAAGCAGUUAUGCUGGGAAUGCCAGUUACUUUCACUUUGCCUGAGGUGGUUGGGUGUGAGCUGACAGGCUCUGCCAGCCCACUUGCUACAUCCAUUGAUGUGGUCCUAAGCAUUACAAAGCAACUCAGGCAAGCAGGGAUAGCUGGAAAAUUUGUUGAGUUUUUUGGAACUGGAGUUUCCCAGCUGUCUAUAGCCGACCGAACUACAAUAGCAAAUAUGUGUCCGGAGUAUGGUGCUAUUCUGAGCUUUUUCCCUGUUGAUAAUGUGACACUAAAGCACUUAAGGCAUACAGGUUUUGGCAACGCUGGGCUUGCGUCUAUGGAAGCAUAUCUUAAAGCUGUGAAGUUGUUUAGAAAUGAGCAGAUUUCAUCAGGAGAACCAGAGUAUUCCCAGACAAUUCAAGUAAAUCUAAGCUCUAUAAUUCCAUGUGUCAGUGGCCCAAAGAGGUCACAAGAUAGAGUGGCUGUUACAGAUAUGAAAAGUGAUUUCCAAGCCUGCUUAAAUGAAAAGUCUGGCCUCAAAGGAUUUCAGAUCGCAGCUGAGAAACAAAAUGAUGUUGUGCUUGUUCAGUAUGAAGGAAAUGAAUACAAACUGUCUCAUGGAUGUAUUGUCAUUGCUGCAGUAAUCAGUUGUACAAAUAACUGCAAUCCAUCUGUCAUGCUUGCUGCAGGUCUAUUGGCCAAAAAGGCUGUUGAAGCCCACCUCAUGGUUAAACCUUAUAUAAGAACAAGUUUAUCUCCAGGCAGUGGAAUGGUUACACAUUACCUAAGUUCAAGUGGAGUAUUGCCAUAUCUUAGCAAACUUGGAUUUGAGGUUGUUGGGUAUGGAUGUUCAACAUGUGUUGGGAACACAGCCCCUUUGCCAGAAGCUAUUCGAAAUGCGAUAAAGCAGGGUGACCUAAUUGCUUGUGGAGUUUUGUCUGGAUCCAAAAACUUUGAAGGCCGUCUCUGCGAUUGUGUCCGUGCCAACUACCUUGCUUCUCCACCAUUAGUAGUUGCUUAUGCAAUAGCUGGCACCGUUAAUAUUGAUUUCCAGACUGAGCCUUUAGGUGUUGACCCUAAUGGCAAAAAUAUCUACUUGCGUGAUAUUUGGCCCACUCGAGAAGAACUUCAGCAUGUAGAAGAAGAGUAUGUGAUAUCAUCCAUGUUUAAAGAAUUAAAUGAAAAAAUCAAGAAAGGAGAUAAGCGAUGGAACCUUCUGGAAGCACCAGAGUCAGUUUUGUUUCCAUGGGAUUUGAAGUCUACUUAUAUCAGAUGUCCUUCAUUUUUUGAUAAGUUUGCCAAAGAACCAGUUUCAAUACAACAGAUUGAAAAAGCCCAUGUCUUGCUAUAUUUGGGAGAUUCUGUAACUACAGAUCACAUAUCACCUGCGGGAAGCAUUGCAAGGAGUAGUGCUGCUGCUAAAUAUCUGACAAAUAAAGGCCUCACACCUCGUGAAUUCAAUUCUUAUGGAGCUCGAAGAGGUAACGAUGCUGUGAUGACCAGAGGUACCUUUGCAAAUAUCAAGCUUUUAAACAAAUUCAUAGGAAAACCAGCCCCCAAAACAAUUCAUUUUCCAUCAGGACAAACGCUAGAUGUGUUUGAAGCAGCAGAGUUGUACCAAAAGGAAGGCAUUCCUGUGAUUAUUUUGGCAGGGAAGAAGUAUGGUUUGGGUAGCUCAAGAGAUUGGGUUGCAAAAGGGCCUUUUUUACUGGGUGUUAAAGCUGUGAUAGCAGAAAGCUAUGAGAAGAUGCAUAAAGGUCACUUGAUUGGAAUUGGCAUAGCUCCACUUCAGUUCCUUUCUGGGGAAAAUGCCAGUGUUUUGGGCCUCACUGGCAAAGAACAGUUUUCUAUAUCAUUUCCUCAAGAGCUGUUUCCAGGAAUGACUUUGGAUGUUAAGACAAACACUGGAAAAGCAUUCAGCGUGAUUGCCUUGUUUGAGAAUGAUGUGGAAAUAACAUUAUACAAACAUGGUGGAAUUCUAAACUACGUGGCUCGAAGAUUCUUGUAGUAGAUACUGACUAUAUGGAUACCUUGCAUAACUGGUUAUUCUGAAAAUGCCUUGUGUGACCCCAGGAAUCCAUACCGUGGAACUGCAAACAGUCCUAGUGUGCUCAAAGUUACUUCGUCCAUGGAUGUUAAAAGAUUGUGAAUCAUUGUAACUGCAACCAGAUCCUUCCUGAUUUUAAAUAAUAUACGAAUGGUGCUAUUAAACAUUGCUAAAAUCGACAUACGUGUGUUGUGGCAGAGAGCUGUAAGUAUGGGGCGAGGGAAUGUUUUAUCAGACCAUUUUGUAAAUAAACUAUGUGAAAUCUGAAA
Messenger RNA from Gavialis gangeticus (Gharial), 3302 nucleotides. It is a transcript of the gene IREB2, whose product is annotated as iron responsive element binding protein 2. Gene Ontology annotation, biological process: citrate metabolic process; tricarboxylic acid cycle. The record is from RefSeq and is a predicted model, not a curated record. NCBI's taxonomy places the organism in Eukaryota, Metazoa, Chordata, Crocodylia, Gavialidae. Gene Ontology annotation, molecular function: aconitate hydratase activity; 4 iron, 4 sulfur cluster binding; iron-responsive element binding. Bases 97 to 2994 code for a protein of 965 amino acids. The transcript is spliced from 22 exons. Gene Ontology annotation, cellular component: mitochondrion; cytosol.